UUGUUUUAGAAGUAAAAUGUAUUAUUGGAUAUUUUUCUUUGCAAUAAAUCAUGGAUUUACAGCAGAGAUAAAUUUAAGUAUAAACUUUGAAAAAGUUGCAGCUGAGGUUGAAAAAGAGUUUUUAUCGUUGACUAUCGAUGCAAGUUAUUUUUAUUACAAGGCACUUACUAACGAAUUUAAAUCAAACAUUUUAAUAGCUUUAGGUAAAGGACUUUCUGCAGAGGGAGAUCUUUAUUUGCGAUUUGGAGGUACUAGAGCUGAUUUCACAAAUGUCAGUACUAAUGAUAUUUACUAUAACAAAGAAAAAUUAAAAGACCUGAUAUCGUUUGCAAAGGAGACUGAAUGGAAACUUAUUUUUGGACUUAAUGUACUCAACCGAUAUUCUGAUGGCUCAUGGAAUUUUUAUAACGUAACAGAAGUGUUAAAAUAUAUGGCUGCCAUGAACUAUGAGAUCAAGUUUGAACUCAGCAAUGAGUUUGACAACUUUCCAGUUCUUUUUAAUUAUACACUAAAACCGCCACAACUUGCAAAGGAUUUUAAAACAUUACGUGGAAUCCUUAAUGAUGUUUUUAAACCCAGGUAUGUUCAACUACUAGGUCCAGAUGUAGGAUCUAUAACACGUCUUGGAUUUUUUGAGUCUUUUUUAAAAUCGAUUGAAAAUAACGUUUUAAAUGCAAUAACGUUCCAUCAUUAUUACCCAAGAAGUGAUAAUAUUAGUCCUGUAAACUUUACAAGUGUUGAUUAUCUCGAUACUUUUCUUGAAUAUGGAUUAAAAGCAAUUUCCAUAGUAAAAAAAUCUGUUGGUAGUCGUUUUAAAGCUCCAAAUAUUUGGCUUGGAGAAACAUCAAGUACUACGUUUGGAGGAGUUAAAGGUACAGGAGACAGUUUUGCUGCAGGUUUUCUUUGGCUUGAUAAAUUAGGUCUGGCUGCUCAAAUGGGAAUAAAAGUCGUUUUACGACAAUCAUUCAAAGGUGGAAACUAUUCGCUAAUUAACCAGGAAUUUAAGCCGACACCUGAUUAUUGGAGCUCAUUACUGUAUAAAAGACUUGUCGGCCAAAUAGUCUUAAAUUUAACGGGAUAUUUAGAGUUUGGUCGAAAAGUAAGAGUGUACGCACAUUGUACUAGUGUUAGACAAGGAUUAUAUAAGUCUGGUUCAGUUGUUUUAAUUGCCAUCAACGUUAACAGCAAAGAAAAUGCUACAAUUAAUGUUACAAAUAAAUUAGGUUCCGAUAACCAAUAUGUUAAUCAGUAUUUACUUCAACCAGCCAAUGGAAACAUUGGAGAUGGAAAUAUUACGCUUAACGGUAUCAUUUUACAAAUAGUUAAUAAAACAAAGUUGCCUUUUUUGAAACCAAUUCAAACAAAAUUGCCAUUAAUUAUACCUCCUUUGAGUUAUGGCUUCUUUGUUUUGAUUGAUUCAAACGCAAAAGCGUGUAUAUCUACACAGCUUGAAAAUAAUGUCGCUUGAUAAAUUGGAGCAUAUCUUUUUUUAACAAACUCUAUAGGUGCUUCAUGUUAAUCGUAAUAUAACUAAUGACAAUCGUAAUAUAGCUUAUGAAAAUAUUGAAACAAAAAUGAAAAACUAAGGUUUCUGAUGCUUUUUAUCCGUUACAUCCGAAAGACACAUAUCAGACAAUAUAUCAACAAAAAUAUAAAGUUCUGUUUACCUAAAUAAAUGCAAUAUUUAGGGUCUGGAAAGACUGGUUUUGCUUUAGUAUUUUGGUUCAUUAUUAUUUGAUUGAGUUUUAGAAUGUUUUACAGGUUUUUUUUUUUAUAAUCAUGAUGUGCAAAAAUAUUAGAAAUAUAAUAUUAGAAUAAUUA
This is a messenger RNA of Hydra vulgaris (swiftwater hydra), 1821 nucleotides long. RefSeq names its product heparanase. Gene Ontology annotation, molecular function: hydrolase activity, acting on glycosyl bonds. The record is from RefSeq and is a predicted model, not a curated record. Lineage: Eukaryota; Metazoa; Cnidaria; Hydrozoa; Anthoathecata; Hydridae. Gene Ontology annotation, cellular component: extracellular matrix; membrane.